CUUGGGCUCGGUGUUCCUGCCCUGGAGGCUCCUGCUCCGCUUUGGUGGCGCGGUGACGCUGUGGGUGCUGGACGAUGGUGGGAGGACACCAGCGUCCCCCAGAAGUGGACUUGAUCCCUGCUAUCUGAGUGGAGGAGGCCAUUGGAGGAGGAGAGUCAAGAUGCUCCAGUUGACAGUCAGGUGACCGUCUGAAGCUCAUCUGCCUCUUCAACAUCAGGUCUAGGUGGCUGUGCUGUAGACUCUGUUGCCCUGUGACGUGCUGGUGCGGGGAGUUCCAUAGGGAGGACGCUCGAUGUCCUGGAAGCCAGAAAUGGGGUUGGUGUCGUUUGAGGAUAUAGCUGUGGAAUUCACCUGGCAGGAAUGGCAGGACCUGAAUGAAGGUCAGAGAACUCUCUACAGGGAUGUGAUGCUGGAGAACUACAGCAACUUGCUGUUCUUGGGGCACUGCAAGACCAAACCUGAGCUGAUCUUCAAUUUGGAGCAGAGACUUGGGUCAUGGAUUGUAGAAGGUUCACACCAGAGCAUACCAGAUUUCCAGAAAAUGAAUACCCCGAACAAGACCAGUCCAGAAACCAAAGCAAGACAUGUGUGGCAAGUUGCCCUCAACAGUGAUACAUCAAAGGAGUUGGCUGGAAUAGGGAAUACUUGCAAUGUUAGCACAAACCACAUUUCAAAUCAGACUGUAAAGAAUGAGAACUCACUAGGAAUGAGUCCUAGAAAGUUCAUUCUGUGGAAGGAUGUGUAUCUCUAUAGUGAUGUUGAUGAGAUAGAAGUUGGAGAAGAACCUGAUGAUCUUAAUGGAACUGUAAAAUCUGUCAAUCGUCCAGAGCAUGUUAGUCUAUAUAAGUUUCAAAGUUCACAAAGUUACUUUCAGAGUCUUAUACCAGGGAAAUCCUUCAACACAAAAGCAGUAUUACUUACUCAUAAGUUCAAUGAAUAUGCAAAAUCCUUAGGUGAUACAGCAUUUAUUGGCAAAGAGAUGGCUCAGAUAAGGGUGAAAUCUUUUGAAUGUAAUGAAUCAGAGAUAAAGUGUAACAAGCCUGACCAUAAUGAAAAUGAACCAAUGCAUGUGGGAGAGAAACAUUACAAAUGUAGUGACUUUGAGAACCCUUUUAUUAUUGAGUCAUACCUUCCAAAACAUAAAGGACAACAUGAAAAGCUCUUUGUCCAGAAGGAAUAUGAGUUUUCUCAACAGUCAGAAGUGAGUCUUCAUCAGAAAAUCCGCAGAGGGAAAAAGACAUAUGAAUGUAAAAUAUGUGGCAAGUGCUUUUAUUGGAAAACAAGCUUCAAUAGACAUCAGAGCACUCACACUGGUGAGAAGCCCUAUGAAUGUACGGAAUGUAGUAAAGCUUUCUGCCAAAAGUCACACCUCACUCAGCAUCAGAGAGUUCAUACAGGUGAGAGGCCAUAUAUAUGUUUUGAAUGCAGGAAAGCUUUCUAUCGUAAGUCAGAGCUUACUGACCAUCAGAGAAUUCAUACAGGUGAGAAGCCAUAUGAGUGUAAGGAAUGUGGGAAAGCUUUUUGCCAAAAGCCCCAACUUACUCUACAUCAGAGAAUUCAUACAGGUGAGAAGCCCUAUGAGUGUGCAGAAUGUGGGAAAGCCUUCUCCACCAAGUCCUAUUUAACUGUACAUCAGAGAACUCACACAGGUGAGAAACCUUAUGAAUGUACGGUAUGUAGGAAGUCAUUUAUCUGUAAGUCAAGUUUCAGUCAUCAUUGGAGAACUCAUACAGGUGAAAAACCCUACGAAUGUAAGCAGUGUAUGAAGACCUUCUACCGUAAGUCAGGCCUGACUCGACACCAGAGAACUCACACAGGUGACAAACGCUAUGAAUGUCAGUUGUGUCAGAAAGCUUUUUACUGCACUUCACAUCUCAUUGUACAUCAGCGAACGCACACAGGAGAGAAGCCUUAUGAGUGUAAGGAAUGCAGGAAAGCUUUCUAUGAUAAGUCAAACCUUAAACGGCAUCAGAAGAUUCAUACUAUGAAGAAAGCCUCUGAAUGCAAACAAUCUAACAAAUUUUUUCUAAGUAGUACUUCUCAACAUCAGACAAUGUAUUAUGAAUAUGAAGAAUGCAAGAAAGCUUUCCACCAGAAAACCAACUUUACUUAAACAUCCAACACUCUUACAGGUAAGGGAACCCUGUGAUUAGAAAACAUUUAUCCAAAAGUCAGAUCUUAUGUACAUUGGGCCACUUAAACAAGGGAUUAAACCAAAUAAUGAAUAAACAGUGAAGGAAAACUUUGAUUCUUGUUUGUUUAUCAAAGAACUCACAACUGACUGUGGCAAAUAAUUUAGCCAGCUAUAUUAACCCAAUAUAAGAUAGAUGUUUAUGAUGGAGGAUCACAUAGAGGAAGACACCAUGACUUAGGAGAAAAUAGGGCAAAGUUUUCUACUUGAGGCUCUCUUUGACAUACUACCAGAACCUAGUGUGAAACCAGUGAAAGUGAGGAAUGCCCCAAACUCUGAGUAGAAUUUGGAAGUCAUUGCUGGGUGUUGGGACAUGUGUGUAAUCUCAAUACUUGGCAGUUUGAAGAAAGAAGAUGAGUUGUGGUCUAACCUUGGCUACAAAGCAAUUUCAAACCCAGCCUGGGUUACAUGAGGACUUUAAAAAAAAAUGACAAUUCAAAAUAUAAGAAUCUGAGAGUCUAAACUUCACAAAUGGUAUAAAGGGGACAAAGGACAAUACAAUUUGGGGUAAAUUGCUAUACCUCACUUCCAUUUGAAUCAAAGAUGCUAUAGGAGCUCUAUUUGAGUUUUGUAGAAACUUGUGGAACUUUGUGGCAAUUACAUGACACUGAGCAUCACUCAUAAAAGUAAUCCCACUUGAAUUUAAGCAGUUAGGGCUGAGAAUGUAGCUCAGUGACAGUGUUUGGCUGCUAUUGGUGUUAUCUGUCCUUCAUAUAAAUUACAUCUACGAUCACCUUAAAGGCUGUAUUACAUUUAUCUGUACAUGUCCAUAGCACAGCAUACAGCAUAUCAAAGUCAGAGGACAAACCCCAGAGUCCGUUCUCUUCUACCUGGUGGGUUCUUAGUAUCAAACUCAGGUUGUCAGGUUUGGCAGAAAACAUCUUUACUCUCUGAGCCAUCUCUCCCGCUCCUGUAUUUUAUACUCAACAACUGUUGUAAAUUAAAGCGAUACUGGAGGUAUUUUCAGCCAGUCCAGAAUGCUUUACUGGGAAGGACAUUUCUUUUUAUCACUUAUAGUAGUCUCCCUAACUUCAGUUUGGAGAUAAGGUCUUGGUACAAAUGCCCUGAAGUCCCGCUUAUCUUGCCUUAGGCUUGUGAGUGCUUAGAUUAAAUGUAUGUGCUACUAUGCCCAGCCAUAAAAUUUUAAGGAAGAAAAAAAAUUUUCUGGAGUUAUUGGAUGGUGUGUUCAUGUUCUAAAUACCCCAUCAAUGUUACAAAAAAAUUGAGCAAAUGAAAAGAUUUGAUUUUACAGCUCAGUGAAAGGAUGACAAAUCUGUCUCAAAUGGUAAUGAUGGUAUUGUGAAAUUUCAAAGAUGCUGGAUUAGAUACCUAUAUCUUGUUCAUCACAGACAAGCAGAAGGCAGGGAAGCUGAAGAAGAUAAUGAAAGGUGAAAUAAAAUACACUCUCAUUUGGAUUGUAUUAAAAUCCUAAAAUGUAAAAACAUUCUGAUCAUAUUACUUGGGCGUUAAUUGGAAAUAAUAAAUGAUUUAAAAAUAUUAUUUCAAGUUGUAUUCAGUUGUGUACAAACAAGCAGGAUGGUCAUUCCCAGUCAGCAUAAACUGACCUCCAAUCUGGGGCAUUUGUGGUUGACAUAAAUGAAAGUUGAUAGUUAUAAUGAAAUCUAGUGGACAAGCUUGAACACAAUUCAUAAUAGAACUAUGUUCUGCAUUUUAUAGUUUUAGAAAUCUGAAUAAAGGCACUCAUCUAGAGUACAGAAAAUUUGUUACAUAUGUAAAAAUACAUUAAGAGACUAAAGAGGUAGGGUACAUGCCUUUUUAUGUAUGCAGUAUUCCUUGCAAUUUCAGACUUACAGUAUUAAAUUACUGUGGUUGUAUUAUUUAACUUGGUAUUGCUGUGGCCAACUAUCUGAUAGAACCUAUUUAAGGGUGUAAAUAUUUAUUUUGGGCCAUAGUUUCAAAUAGUCAAUAGUUUACCCCUUUACUAUGGGUAGGUCAUGGUUAGCAAAAGGGUCAGGAAAACAAUGUUAAAACAAAUAGGAAACAGCAAAGAAGUGACUGAAUACCAAGUUUACUCUUUAAUGAUAUACUACAGCAACAUAUAUUAAAAACAAAUAUGUCCCCCCUUCCCCCAAAAAAAGACAAGCAAAAGGUCUUCCUGGAUUUUAUAUCACCUUCCAAAGUAUUGGCACUGUCCAAGAACCAAGCAUCCAAGCCUUUGGGUAACAUUUCAGAUUCAACUUGAUAUAUACAGUUUUACAUUAAACAACUAACCCAUUAAUAUUUUGUUAAAUAUAUCAUGUUUAUAUAGAGUUGUAUGGAUAUUUUUAUAUAAACUACUCAGACUGAAACUGACAAGUUAUCCACUGCCCCAAAGUGGGUGAUUGGUAAUGCAUUUUCAAGGUUUAAUCAACAUAGAACUUGAUAUUCUAAUAUAAAUUCAUGUUGAAAUGCAGAAGCUGGUAUAUAAUUGUUCAUAGUUGACAUCUGAAUUAAAGCAUUUUUUGGCAAACAAU
This is a messenger RNA of Grammomys surdaster, 4665 nucleotides long. RefSeq names its product zinc finger protein 39-like. The coding region runs from base 293 to 2113 and encodes 606 amino acids. The transcript is spliced from 6 exons. Gene Ontology annotation, biological process: regulation of DNA-templated transcription. Lineage: Eukaryota; Metazoa; Chordata; Mammalia; Rodentia; Muridae. The record is from RefSeq and is a predicted model, not a curated record.